Panicum virgatum (switchgrass) is the source of this 2422-nucleotide messenger RNA. RefSeq names its product cyclin-A3-2-like. Gene Ontology annotation, molecular function: cyclin-dependent protein serine/threonine kinase regulator activity. The record is from RefSeq and is a predicted model, not a curated record. Bases 650 to 1132 code for a protein of 160 amino acids. Gene Ontology annotation, biological process: mitotic cell cycle phase transition; regulation of cyclin-dependent protein serine/threonine kinase activity. NCBI's taxonomy places the organism in Eukaryota, Viridiplantae, Streptophyta, Magnoliopsida, Poales, Poaceae. The transcript has 5 exons. Gene Ontology annotation, cellular component: nucleus; cyclin-dependent protein kinase holoenzyme complex; cytoplasm.
CGCCCUCGCCCUUCCGCGUCUCCCAAGUCCCAACCGCUGCGGCGCCCCCACGUCCCGAUCCGCACGCCGCAUCCCCGUCCCAUCCGCUCGUCUCUCGACGGUUCCGCCGACCCGCGCCCGCCAUCCCCGCAUCCGCCCGCCGCAGAUCCACCACGCGCGGCGCGGGCAGCCGCAGUCCCCGUCGUCGUCCUCACCGCGCGCCGAUCCACCCCUGCCGUCGAUUCCCCACGCGCGGCCGCCGCCCCGUCGCUGUCGGCGCCCACUCCUCACCGCUGCACCUCCUCCACGCCGCCGUGGGCCUCGCGCCGCCGCUCCUCCACGCCGCGACUGCACCUCCUCCACGCCGCGGCUGCACCUCCAGCACGCCGCCGUCCGCCUCGCACCGCCGUACGGCGCCCCCUCCCCGACGUCACGACCCGCCCCGAGAUCCACCGCGACCCGUGCUGCUCACUCUACGCCGCCGCGUGCCCUUUCCCCAUCGCCUCGGCUCAAUGUCUGCCUCUCCUGCGCCACCGUCCGUUCCGGCUCUUCUGCGCCACUUGCAGCGACCAGGUCUACGGUCCCGCCUUCGACCACGUCGUCUUCCUCAACCAAUCCUCCUCUCCUCCCCUCUACCUCCUCGACCUUGCUGGACAGGAAGGGGCUGGAGAUGCUUGCCUGCUGCACACAGUUCACCAGCGAUGACCCUGCGGCCAACUGCGUGACAGAGAUUCAAAAUAGGAAUGUGCUGUGGGGGUUCUGUUUUCUGACAACACCCUACACUAAGCACGAGCUCAUCAAGAUGGAGAGUGACAUAUUCAAGCUGCUCCAGUUCAAGUUGGGCAAUCCUACAAUCAAGAUCUUCCUGAGGCGGUUCACAAGAUCAGGCCAUGAAGACAAAAAUCGCUCCAUCUUGUUAAUGGAGUUCUUGGGGAGUUACCUUCCUGAGCUGAGUCUGGUGGACUAUGGCUGUCUCCGGUUCUUGCCAUCAGUAGUUGCUGCUAUGGUGAUGUUUGUUGCUAGGCUGACCAUUGAUCCAGAUGUCACUCCUUGGGUAAGGGGCAAGAUAGAUCUUCGUAGAUGUCUGAAUAUUAUGCAAUGGAUCUUUCUGUUUCUCAAGGCUCAUUAUCCUUUUUUUUUUCUGGUCACCUAGAUGAUUGUUAGUUCUUGACAUAAGCAGUAUGCCAACAAUAAUUUUAGAAUAUAAUUCAUUGAGAAGCAACCAACAAUAAUUUUAGAAUAUAAUUCAUUGAGAAGAAACUAUCAAAUAAGUACUGCUCAACAAAAAGAAUAUCAAAUAAGUACAGGCAUGCAUAUUUUUAGCAGAAUUUUGAGAGACAAUACAUGUGUUUAGGUUCAGAAUUAAAUUUUAUCAAAUUCUUCCAAACUAAAUAUACAUGUAUGGAGCUUGAAUUGCACCUUAGAUCUUGAGAUUUAUAUCAUCCAUGAUUUUUCACCUACAAUAUUGUUGUAACCAAAUAGAAUAAUUUUACGUUUUAAAUUGGAGCAAAGAGAUAAGCAAAUGCACAGCUUGUGAUACCAUAAGUGGAUCAGGAGAAGAGAUGGGUAGGUAACACCAAUAUUUUAUAUUCAUUUUCCUUUUUCAUAUAGAGAGAGUAUCAAGAUGUAGUGCUAAAGUAGUUGCAUCCGGCAAACAUGGUCUACAUUUCCAACUUUCAAAAGUAGUGCAUGCAAAUAUUUGGCCCUUGACAACUGCAACAUCUAGAUGGCAAGCAUAAGUGUUCAUCAAGGUAGUUCUUCAAACCAGAACUAACUACCUUGGUAGUGCAGGGCUAUGGACUGGGAACAGAGUGACUCCUUUAUGGAAGAACUGCAUGUUGUGCCUCAAUUCUUCAUGUAAGUAUGGAUGGGUUUGCAUAGAGCUUGCAUAGUACUAGAGAAGACUCAAAUAUUGUAUGCUCUUUAAUAUGAUCUGCUUGCAAUCUUUUCCAUGUAAUUGAUUUUUUGGGUCCGUUCUUUAAAAAACAUGUGAUUGAAGGUCCACAUGAUGAUAAGGAAUGAAAUUGCUGGAUAAUUAUGGGUCCAUCAGAAAGGUAAAUUUAUUAGUUAUUGACAUGAGCAGUGGAAGAGCAAUGCUUGCAUCCGAUGCGUUGUCCGAUAGUCUCUCUGUAGAUGUGCAGCACUAUACAGAUGCGUCUUUUUUUUUCCAUCAUCAAUAUUUUCUAUACUAUGGUUGGUAUCUUCCAUAUGGGAUGGCUGGGGAAGAAACGGGUUAAUAUUACCACAAGUGCCUCCUUGCAUCUAAUAAGAGUAAGUGGGUCUGAGGUUGAAUGGUAUGGUAUGCCAGUAUGAGACAGUAUCAUAAUUGUAAGCUUGCACAUAGAGGUAUUCCAUUUUAUUAUUCGUUUUUGUUGGACAUGAAAAAUAUCAAUGAGUCCCUUCAAAAAAAGAAAAAUAUCAAUGAGAAUAUGUAUUGUGACAA